This is a messenger RNA of Nematolebias whitei (Rio pearlfish), 1110 nucleotides long. RefSeq names its product thromboxane A2 receptor (gene tbxa2r). The record is from RefSeq and is a predicted model, not a curated record. The coding region runs from base 4 to 1110 and encodes 368 amino acids. Gene Ontology annotation, cellular component: plasma membrane. Gene Ontology annotation, molecular function: thromboxane A2 receptor activity. Gene Ontology annotation, biological process: inflammatory response; positive regulation of blood pressure; positive regulation of cytosolic calcium ion concentration. Lineage: Eukaryota; Metazoa; Chordata; Actinopteri; Cyprinodontiformes; Rivulidae. The transcript is spliced from 2 exons.
ACCAUGAACGGCUCAGGCAACACUCCACUCUGCUACGCCAACACCAGCACUCCGUACACGUAUGCUCCAGGACUGGGCAAAAUCUACUUCUCAGCUACCUUCAGCGCUUUGGGUCUCACCUCUAAUCUCAUUGCGUUCAUUGUCCUCAUCAAAUCCUGCCAACGGACCAAAAGCCGCUCACGCUCUUUCUUCCUGAUCUUCCUGGCUGGUCUUGUUGUUACCGACUUCAUGGGUCUUCUGGUCACCGGGUCAUUUGUGAUCUCCUUUUAUAUUACGCAUGUGGAUUGGCGCCAAUCUGACCCUACCUGCCAUUUCUGCAACUUUAUGGGUAUGUCAAUGGUCUUCUAUGGAUUAUGUCCUCUGCUGCUUGGUGCCGUCAUGGCAGUGGAGCGCUUCAUCGGCAUCAACUGUCCAUUUGCACGUUCCACCAACAUAACCAAAGGACGGACCGUCUCCAUGGUGCUGAUGGUAUGGCUUUUUGCUGGCUGCAUUUCGCUGUUGCCUCUGGCAGGCUUUGGUAGCUACCACAUUCAGACGCCUGGCUCCUGGUGUUUCCUCAACAUCAGCUCAGAGAGGCAUGACUGGGCCUUCAGCCUGCUCUUUUCUUUUGUUGGACUGAUUUGCAUCGCUGUGUCAUUUUUGCUCAACACCGUAAGCGUGGUGACUUUGAUUAAAGUGUGCUGUGGACCAGACAGGAAUCAGCGACGCAGAGACCAUGAAGUGGAAAUGAUGGUUCAGCUUCUCUUGAUUAUGAUCAUUGCUUCGGUGUGCUGGUGCCCCUUGCUGGUCUUCAUUGCCCAAACUGCCUUGUCUGGAAGCCCCGUGAAGGUCAAGUUCCUGAUCCUCUGGAUACGUUUUGCCACUUGGAACCAGAUUCUCGACCCAUGGGUCUACAUCCUGUUUCGCAGGUCAGUUCUGCAGAGAGUAAACCCACGCAUUGACUGGUCUCGAAGCUCCAUUUUGACUUCGUACGCGUCGUUCAGUGAGAACAUGCGCCGGUUCACACGCUCUUCACUCGGGAGCAACCUGGGCUCACAUGACACUGGAAAUCUGGAGAAAGCAAAUGUGGUGCCGCCGUCGACAGUACCGCCAUCCCCACAUUCUGCCUGA